CAGACAGUGGCUGCGGUGAUGUACCAAUAAUUUUAUUUGUCUGGUGGAUGACUGGCCAGCCUUGCCUUGUCUUUGAUGAGGAGGGGACCAUGCCAGCCAAGCCAACCAUUUCUUAGCUCCAAUGAGGGCUCUAGAGACUCUGACGCUGGCCAACAUGAACAAGGGAGGGCGAGCGGCCAUCGCGCGGAGCAAGAGCAUCGACCAGCAGCUCGACGAGGAGCGCGAGCGACGUCAGAAGGAGGUGCAGCUGCUGAUGCUGGGUGGAGCAGGGGCUGGAAAGAGCACCUUCAUCAAACAGCUGCGACUACAUUACGGGGAUCAUUUCCCAGAAGCCAUCUGCCACCAGUGGGUGCCUCAGGUACUCCACAACCUGACUGGAGCUCUGCACGUGGUGCUGGAGCAGAUGGAGGUGCUGAACAUUCAGUUCGACAACCACCUCAACAAGCAGCUGGCGGUGGAGUUCCAGGACAAGUUCCCGCGCAUGUCCAUGGAGGCGCUGGUGCUGCGCUUCACGGAGGAAGACGAGAGCGCUGAGCGCACGUCACCAACCACCUGCCGUGCGGACGUCACGCGACGCAUGACGUUCCUGGACAAGCUGCAGCCGCAAGCACCUGACGUGGCCGUGCUGCAGCAGCUGUGGACGGACCUGGGCGUGCAGUGCUGCUAUGCUCGGCGACAGAAGUUUCAGCGACACGCUCUGUCCCGCACGCACGAGUAGUAAGUGUCACACACAAACACAGACACGAGAGUAGAACGUCACAAACACGCACACACACACACUAGAGAGUCACACUCAUGCGAGUGAACGUCACACGUGUGACUACUAAGUCUCUCUCACGCGAGCAGAACGUCACUCAUGGAUAGUAUGCCACAGUGCACACAUCAACAGUACGUCACGCAAGAAAUGCUUCACUCUGGUAUGAGUAGUAAGUCACACAAGUAGCACGUCACGCACGCACGCACGCACGCGAGUAGAAAGUCACAAGUAGUGUCUGGCGCGCGCCAAGGAGUAAUACGUCACACUAGGAGUAAGCUACACGCGUGCGAGCAGUACAUCACACAUCACGUGAACCUGGCUGAAUAUUUAAGAUGUCAGCCACUGCCACACACUAGACUACGUCACUGACAGUAGUGGUCAUUUCGCGAUGACAGGCUUUGUGUUGAAAUGUCUGGAGCCUGAGAGACAGACACAUCACUCACCAUUUGACACGCAUCCUGUUUACUUUCUCAACUGUUUACUGUUUUCAACUGUCUCAACUGUUUUCGCAUCCUGUUUACUUUCUCAAGAUCAAGAAAACUGUCAAGAUAAGACAAAAUAAACAUGUGUCAUGUUGUUAUUGCCCGUUGUCAAGGUGAUAUUCCAACUCCAUUAUUCUAUUACAUGUAAAGAAUGAGUCCGUGAACCAAAUCUUCUUUCCUUAUUAUCUCUAUAUCAUCUUUAUCUUUAUUUUAACCACACUAUAUUAUGUUUGUUUAUUUUUAACCACACAUCAAUGUUCAUUCUUCACCAACCCUUCCUUUUUCAGCUCCAAUGUAAGGUGACCAGACGUCCCGCUUUAGGCGGGACAGUCCCUCUUUUGACCUCGUGUCCCGUCUGCUCAUCGUGCUGGACGCCCAAUGUCCCGCUUUCUGGCAAGUCCAUCA
This is a messenger RNA of Pomacea canaliculata, 1644 nucleotides long. Its product is annotated as guanine nucleotide-binding protein G(k) subunit alpha-like. Gene Ontology annotation, biological process: adenylate cyclase-modulating G protein-coupled receptor signaling pathway. The transcript has 4 exons. The coding region runs from base 122 to 718 and encodes 198 amino acids. The record is from RefSeq and is a predicted model, not a curated record. NCBI's taxonomy places the organism in Eukaryota, Metazoa, Mollusca, Gastropoda, Architaenioglossa, Ampullariidae. Gene Ontology annotation, molecular function: G-protein beta/gamma-subunit complex binding; GTPase activity; guanyl nucleotide binding. Gene Ontology annotation, cellular component: heterotrimeric G-protein complex.